UAGGACACGAAAAAGUAAACCAAGGGUGCGGAACUGUUCAGGAGAAUGUCCUGUAUCGGUAAGAAAACCAAACGACAACAACACAAAAUAUAAUUAGUUAACAUAAUAGUUCACCAAAAUUCAAAGAGCAAUUAAUUACGUUCCUCGAUGUUGCUAUUCGCGAUGUUCUUAAAUGUCGUUUAUUUACGUCGCAAGCUGUAAUAGAGUCUAAGACGUUGGACAAUUCUACCAUUUCUACCAGAGACAGAGCGUACUUGUCGUCGAGGUUGCUCAAAAUGGUGGAUCGGUGAACGUUCGAACUGAUCGUGCAUCCGACCGCAAUCCUUCGAUAGCUUUUGGACUUUUGGAUCGUGCAGAAAUCUGAUUUCGAAAUAUCGUUCGCUUCAACUUCCUUUCGCUCUAUGAAUACAAAAUUCAAACUUCUGCCGUAGAUUGCUGCGAAAAGACAAUGAGCGAGCCAAGUUCGAGGUCUAGGUUGCGAGGUCGAGAAUGAGGUCACAAAUGGAAAAAGUUGAUCAGUUUGAAUCGGUGCUGUCCGCAAUCGGUUGCAACGAGCACGUCGUAAUACAGCUGGUACUCCCUUCAUCCACGAUUCUUUCGGUUCGAACGUCUCCGAGUCGACGCAAAGGAAUUCACCUUGCGUGUCAUCGUUUGGCUCGUCCAUCGCAGAAAUCCUCGUCUCUCCUGUCGCCCCUGUCGACGCGCAAUGACUGAAACGAGGGAACACGAUAGAAAAUAGAAUAGAAUAGAAUAGAAUGGAUUGGAGGAAAAGAAAAGAGAAGAGGAAAAAACGCAGCGUAACAAACCUUUUUGAUCAACGGAUAAAAUAGACACGGGAGCAUCCGAAUCUCUCGUUUGCGAGGCUGACCGUGGCAACUUCUGCAAAUGUUCCAUCCGGAAUGGACAGAAAAGGACGACUAUCGAACAGAGGAGAAAGAAAAGGUGGACAAAUGGUAACAGGAGAAACUCGCUGUAACAGAGAACGACGGAAUACAGGAAUCGAUGACUAAAGUUAAAAAAAAAAGAAUCAAAUUCUCUUAAUUCGAUAAGAUAUUAUAGCCCAGAACCCUUCGUCGACGCUCUCGCACUUGACGCUCAGCCAGAGACCGCCGAUCUGCGCCGGGAGCGUCGGAGCUUGAUGAAACAACGGUGGACUGUACUGCGUGGCGCGCAACACGUUCCCACAAAUUGGACAGAGAGCGAGCUGAAACAUACGGAGACGAACACGGUUCGAGCGUCAGAGGGUCGGACGAUCGGACGAUCGCGAUUACCGUAUCGGCGCGUAGCAACGCCAUGGACUGCAACCGGUUCGGUGUCCGCGCGCCAGACGCUUCCCAGAGUCUCGCGCUUCGAGGAGACGUCUCGCCGAGCAGCAGUUCCACUCCCGAUGCUCUCUUCUCGACUCGUACCAGUCUCAGUUCCGCGAAUUCGAUGCCCAACCUUUCCAAACAAUCCAACGUGUCCCGAUUCUUCGGAAUCCGCAAACGACUUUCGAACGAAUUCGACUUUAGUUCGCGGGCAUCGACGUUCGCGUCCGACGAACCGUCCUCGUAAAUCGACCGUUCGUAGAUCGGCUCGGCCCGGUAAGGGCGCCACUUGGUUCCCACGGUGUCGUCGCUGCCGCAAAUCGCAUUUAUUCUGCGCCGAAAUCGACGCGCAACCUUGUUCAUCGAGAAGCGGAUUCGAUCAAUACCUAUCGGCUAGAGAAUUCCGUGGACGCGUAGUUACGCGAGCGUCGAGUCUACUACCUGUCCGUUGAAUGGUAUCAAAUGAACCGAGUCCAACCGAGCGUUCGCUUCGGUCGCACCGGAGAUCCGGACGGAGAGUGACGUGAUCUCGAUGGAACCACGAGCUACGACGGCGUACGUAGCGAUGCUGCACGACUCGUCCGCGUAAUGGUAUCGUAUCAGAACGAACGUUCCGUUCGCGAAGAAACUGUAUUUUCUUAUCGUAUUCGCCUGCUCGGGCCCGGCGCGCGUUUCGCACCUAAAAAAGAAAAACAAUUUCGAACGAAGCGAGUCGCGAGAUUGCUUGCGAUCGGCCGCUUCGAAAUCGAACGCCACUCACUGUUGCGACAACCAAAUCGAAUGCAACUUGAACGGCGAAUCGUCCGUAGUCGUGCCUCUGUCUUCGGAAGCAACCUUUUCCAUGAUCGUGUCGCAUCGAUGAUCCUCCUUCAGCGAUAUUGGAAAACCACUCUGACCGAAAUCUGCGCAAAAAAUAAGCUCUGCUUGCUCUGUACUCUACGCUCUAUACUCCAUACUCUAUACUUACCGAGAAGGUGGCACAGAGAAUACCUACCUGCUGUACGCGGACUACGUAUACCUAAGAGUAUAGCAUCCCACUGUCGAAAUCUGUGCAAUCUUCUCGCGGACGCUCUAUACGCGUGUAAGCACGUACACGCGUAUAAUAGCAUCGAAUCCACGGCUUCUACGCGAUUCGAUCGAUUUGCCAAAUAUCGCGAGUUCCAUCGGCCAAACGCUUUUUAGUUCGCUUACCCGCAAAUAGACAAAGCGUAAUGCCGACAAACAACAGGAGCAUGUUUUCUUCUUUCCGGAAACUCGAAGCUCGAACCUCGAAAUUCAAAAUUAUACACUGUUUUCUGUACAAUGGACAGGUCGAAGGCGAAUCGCUUCUCUCUUCGAGAAGGAAUAUUAUUUUCCCCGACAGACUCGACUCGCGUCGAAGCCACCCCAACGCGGUAUUUAUCCGUAUCCCUUAUCCCUUCCCGACUUUCUCACCACGAAUCGGACAAUGGUGGACGUGACGCGUGACCACGCGUUUAGCAUGCACGAUCCGCGAUCCAUUACUCGCUUUGCAUAUCUCUCUUCCCUCGUCCGGUAGCUACCGAGAUCGUUCGAGUCGUCUGUUCGCCGACUCUCAACUUCGUUUUCGUACCGAAUUGUUCGACGUACCCUUGCUCGUUCUUACAACAUGCUCCAUGCGUUUCCUCGCGUCGCGUCGCGCACCAAGCGCCCUGUCCCUCGCGGACUUUUCUUUCCUACCUCUCGUUUCAGGUUGCAAGUACGAACACGUUACGUACGGCGUACAUACGCAUAGUUCGCCAGUUUCGAUGAUACACGCGUGCGCGUAUACGUAUAGAUCAUCGGCUCGAUCGUCGAACCCUCGCACGUGCGAACACGAUCGAUCGGUGAGUCAGAAUGGUACGAGUCGGGAACGGUCGGAAAUGAAAACGACUCUGGCACACAGGACUUCCGAGACUCGGUACUCGAAGGGUUAACGGUAUCGACGCGUGUUACGACACAGACAAAACAAAAAACUAGAUCAGAUAUUGUCUCUGAUAACAGUCGAUUUUCUGUUAUCGAUUCUUUUUAACAGAAUCGCCCAUCCCUAGACCCGGUUGUACGUACAUACCGUAUACCGCUCUGCAAUUGCGGAUUGCGACGGAAACCGACGCUGGACGCGGACAACUCGGGGCGAAGGUACCGUCGAUGCCCUAUCGUAGGCCGUCUACCGGGUGAACGUUCUAAUUCGAAACUAUGACGGCGACGCGACACAGGCCUGCGGAUGAUUUCAAAAUGUUCGCUCGGUGGACGCCCUGCGCGUUCGAGUCCCUUUGAAUCUCGAAUUUAAAGUCCGCGGUUUGUACAGCGCCAAUCGGAGCAGUGGCAACAUGCUCGAACUAUUAGCCAAAAUCAACCGUUGAUCAUUGAUUCUGUACCAGUUUCAGCGUUUUGCCACUACCCAAAUUGGCGCUGUACGGACGCUGUACGGAUAACUUGGACUGGAAACCAUAAACCAGAAGAACGGAGAUUCGAGAAAAAAUGAUACGGGAGUGCUGAAAUAUUUAACUUCGUAUGCAAUUGCAAGCUAUACGUUGUUCGUCUAUCGCUGGAAGAAUCGAUCGUCGUUGAGCAGAAACAACGAAACGGCAUAAUAAGCGUGAAAGCGAUGUCAACGUUGGAAGAACAAAUAGUGGUUAUACGCGAAGCUGAUUUCGGUUUUCCUCGAACCGGAUAACAACACGUGCGCUACGAAAACCAUUUUUAAACGCGUUCGAAAUGGCCAAACUUUAUUCGUAUUACACGUUAUGUCCGCUUAUCGAUCAACAAAAUUUGUUAGGCGUUGAACAAGAUUCGGAAAAUGGAUGUGCAAUUGUGACGUUAGGAAGAAAUAUUGUUAUUCGAUACAAGCUUCAGGAUCCAAAGCAGUUGAACAGUUGGACGAGCAAAGAUCGAUUAACGUCGCAAGUCAUAUACGAUAAAACAACGAGUCGUUAUGCAGCAAUAUUUAACGAGAAGAAGUUACGCGCGUGGACGGUAAACGAAACGGAUCUAAAUACCAUCAAAGGUUACAAAUUUCAAUCUCCUUUACAUACGAUCCUCACUUCCGAAACAUCUCCGUCCGUAUUGGUGCGCAAAGACGGGGCUAGCGCUUCGUUGGAAUGGGCUAUAGAGAACAGGAAAUCUUGGUCCAAAGAGGGAAUACUGCGUACGGAUGAAAAAAUUCUGGACUGUCGCUUGAUUCGUAUAGGCAACAAAAUCAAUUUAUGCCUCUUGACGGAAAACAAACGGAUAUAUGCCUGCGUUCUGGUUAAAUUGAACAACGAAACCUACUCUCAAGAUGCCGAUCGAGCGAGGCGAAUGGAACUUAAACGAAGAUCGGAAGAACUUGUCGGUUACACCGUCUUGCAAACCAAAAACAAAGCAUGUUUCUUGACGCUAUGGUCUCACGGCAGAUUGUACAGCCAUUCUUUGAUGGAAGCGAACAGCGAGUCCGGCCCGAACGCGUUGAUCGGUAUUGUCGGCAAUAUAGACACCAAACAUCCAGUCGCCGUCGCUCCGUUGAACGAGACAACCUUAGCGAUUUACGGGGCAGACGCUUCGGAAGAAGGAGCCGUAUUAAUGAUUUAUAACGUUCAAUUCAAAUUGGUUCAAGAUAUACAGAAAUUGAAGUUAUAUACGAAAGAUGCAAAAUUAUGGAAGAUCGAGGAUAAACUAUUGCUAGCCGCCAACAAGCAUUUAGCGAUUGCACCGUAUCAUCUAGCGCCUCAGAAAAUAGCGACGUUGCUUGGUUCGUCGUUACGCUUCAAGCGUACCGAUGAAACCGAAGAGGACGACGAUAUCGUUGUAAUACAGGAGUCGACUUUAGCCGAAUGGGAAAAGAAUGAACCGACGACCGUCGACGAACAGUCAAUUCAGAAACCACCGACGAAACUGUACAAACAGAUAUCGUCUUAUAUAAACGAGGGCUUGAGCGAUUCGGCGAUUCAAGAAAUAUUAAUUCCGCAGCUGAUAGAAUCGAGAGACGUCGGGACAAUUGUGUGGUGUUUAAAUGUUUUCAAAGACCUGCCGGAAAAAUUGCUAACAGAACUUUUAAUCUUUACGCUUCGAAGUUCCGACGAAACUUUCGUACCAACGCAGAAUGGUACAAUCGAACAUCCAUCGAAGACCAACAAUUGUUUCUCGAGAAACGCUUUCCUCGAUCAAAUUUUCAAUCUUACUUAUUCCGACGUUUCUUUAGCCUCCUAUCUUAAAAGUGGCUUAAACUUUGACGAAAUUCUACGACUGUUGCAGUACUUGACACAAAAAUUAGCCGAUCGAGAUAACGAGUUUUACAACUGUCUUGCACAGGAACCCAGGGACAAACAGCUAUACGAAUGGUCUAGCCUUUUGUUGGAAUCUCACUAUCAACAUUACGUAUUGUCAAGAGAUCCGGAAGUAUCGACACUUCUGAAUGAACUUAAUUGCGUCUUGGAUGAUCAUCUGCAUCUACUAAGGGACAUGGAAAACUUGAGACCUCUCCUCAAACGGAUCAUCAACGGCAAAUCGUUGAAAUUAUUACAAAAGGAUCGUAACAAGUUCUAUACAAUCGAGGAAAUAAAACUUUACUGAUGUAUCACAUUCUGGAAUGUAGACUAAAUGCGAACAUAGGUUAUGAAACAAUGUCGAAUGCUCAAAUUCCUCGUGGAAAGAAAAACUACGGUCUUUUAUAAUGUCGUUUUUAUGAUCUGAGACUCCAUUUACACACACACAGACUGUCGAUAGAAUCGAUUUUCCUGUUACUAUUCUUUUCUAUUCUGUUCAUUAAGAAAGUAGAGAUACGAUUCGAGUUAGGUAGCCCCUAAACAAAGUGUCUUUGUUCGUAUAGAUUCACGAAAUCUUUUUUUUUCCGCCUGUAGAAUUAUAAUUCUACUCGACAUACGUUGUGUCUAAUCAUACUUUCGAUAAGUAUCGAUUAUAACAAGCAAGAAACCGAAGUCACGAAUAAAUAAUAUUUAUUUCUAUUCGUAUCU
Molecule: messenger RNA, 6256 nt
Organism: Megalopta genalis
Lineage: Eukaryota; Metazoa; Arthropoda; Insecta; Hymenoptera; Halictidae
Source: RefSeq, a predicted model, not a curated record